Messenger RNA from Closterium sp. Yama58-4, 4611 nucleotides. NCBI's taxonomy places the organism in Eukaryota, Viridiplantae, Streptophyta, Zygnematophyceae, Desmidiales, Closteriaceae. The record is from the annotation of a GenBank genome assembly.
AUGUAUCUCGAUCACGUCGUUUCCCUUCCGUUCACUACACCCCCCGACCAUUCCCCGCACCAUGAUCAAUUCCGCACUUCCCGCCAACUCCUCCCCUCGGUCUCCGGGCAUGUUCAGCACAGCACGGCAUCAAUGCAGUUCCACUUUCACUACAGUACAGCCCCGCCAGAUGCUGCGGCGCGCGGUGCUCGUGGCGCGGAUUCCGGAAGCGAAGGCGCAACCGAAAGCUGCCUUCCCUCUUCCUCCGCAGCCUUUCCCUUCUCCCCCCCCGCGGGGAUCUCCCCCUUCUCCGCUUCCGCCUCCCCUUUUUCCGCCACCGAUACCCGAUCUUUCCCCCUUGACCCUACACUUGCAAUGCCGGCCCCGUUCUUUCCGCCGUCGUACCCGUCUCCGUUCUUCGCGCCGCACUUACCGCCGCAUUUGCCGCCGCACAUGCCCGCUUGCCCGAAGCAACUCGCCAAGUGGCAGAAGCAGGCCUCCGUUCCCGUCCCCGUGUCUUCCGCCGCAAUGCGCGCCGCCCAUCGCGGCGACAAGCUCCCCCCACCGCCUGGUACGAUGCCAAUGGCAAUGCUCGGGGGUCCUUGCUCCCAGUAUCCCAUGCCCGUGAGUUACGGCGGACCUUACGGCGGGUUUUACGGGCCGGCAGAUAUGGCAGCUGCAGGAGGCAGUUCCGCUCAAGCUGGUGCCGCUCCUGCGGCGGCGGCGGCGGCAGCGGCGAGAACAGCGGGGUGGAACGGCGUUUCCGCUCGACCCAAUCUGCCCUCCGCCCCGUCCGCCCCGUCCGCCCCCUCCGCCCCGUCCGCCCUGUCCGCCCCUUCCGCUUCCGCCCGUCCUUCCCCUCAGCCUGCUCCCGCCGCUCCGUCCGCUUCCAGCCCUUUCUCUCCUCGCGACGCCAUUUCUCCUCCUUCCGCUUCCUCCCCUCCUUCCGCUUCUUCCGCCCGUUCCGCCCUGUCCGCGCCCUCCGCCCCCCCUCCAUCCGCCGCUCUCGGACCCGCACACCCUCCUCCCCGCGCGUCUUCCGCGGGUCCUCCUACAUCCGUCCCCCGCGCUCCCGCUGGUGUUUCCGCUGGUGCAGCUCCCUCGGGCGCAGCUUCCCCCGCGGGCGUGCAGGGCGCGCGGAACUUCCCGCACAUGUACUGGCGGGUCGCGCCGCCGUCAGCUGCCGCUGCUGCGACUAUGCCGAUGGGCUACUUGACGGCCAUGCCCGGAAUGGCCGGCAGUUCUGCCGGCCAGAGCCUGCCGGCGCAGUAUGGAGCCCUGUACGCGGUAGAAGCUUCCCCGUUUCUUCCAUUCGGGCCGCAUGAGGGGGCUUUUGCCUUUGCGCCGAUUAUGGGCGCGGGGGGUUUGGCGCAUGAACAGGGAGGAGCGGAGAUGGCGGGGAUGGGGAGCCUACCGCAGGGGAUGGGGGUAGUCGGGGCAGUGGCGGGGAUGGGGACGACGGGAAUGGGGGGCAUGGGGGGAAUGGCGGGCAUGGGGGCCAUGGCGGGGAUGGCGGGCAUGGGGGGCAUGGCGGGCAUGGGGGGCAUGGCGGGGAUGGCGGGCAUGGGGGGCAUGGCGGGGAUGGGGGGAAUGGCCGGCAUGGUGGGGAUGGGGGGAGUUGAGAUGGGGAGCAUGGGGGGUUUGCAAGGGUUUCCUAAGGUGCAGGGCAUGCAAGGCAUGCAAGGGAUACAAGGAGUGCAGGGACAACAAGGGGUGCAAGGCAUGCAGGGAAUGCAGCGAGUGCAGAGCAUGGCAGGCAUGCAAGAGUUACAGGAGAUGCAGAGGCAGCAAGCUGCAAUGCAGGGGAAGGAGAAGCAGCACGGGAAGCUGAAGCGGGGCGAGGGCAAGGACAAGGCGGCUCACCGGUACCGCGGCGUGAGGCAGCGACCCUGGGGCAAAUGGGCGGCUGAGAUCAGAGACCCAGCGAGGGGAGUGCGGCUGUGGCUGGGUACAUACGACACAGCAGAGGACGCUGCGAGGGCCUAUGAUGCCGCCGCCCGAACCAUCCGGGGCGCCGACGCCCAGACAAACUUCGCCGACCCAAACCCCCCCGCUGCUGCUGGCGCUUCUGCUGCUGCUGGUGAUAGUGGUGCUGGUGGUGGUGUUGCUGCUGGUGCUGGUGGUGAUUAUGGCAAGGCGCACAAGUACAUGCAGGAGUACUGCAGUGACACCGAGAGUUUUGCAAGCGAAGUGGCAUCGGAGCUGUCAGAUUGCAACAAGCUGCUACCCUCAGGAGGAGCUUCAGGUGCCUCAGGUGUUUCAUGUGCUUCAGGUGCCAUUCCUGCCUCAGGUGCCAUUCCUUCUUCAGGUCUCAUCCCCACUGUUCCUAGCACAACCUACACCGACAAAAAACCUGCCACUGCUGCUGCUGCUGCCGCUGCCGCUGCUGCUGCUGCUGCCGCUGCAGCCAAUCCUGGUUCACGACUCCUUGAAAAGGCAGAGAGAACGGAGGGCAAUGGUAACAGUAACGUCGAUGUGCUUAUAGAUCUGCCGGCUCAAUUCACUGACAUGUCUGCGUGCCUGCUGUUUUCAAGCUCUGGCCCUGACGUUGUUGCUUCAGGUGCAGCUUCAGGUGCUGCUGAUCCAGGGCCUGCCACUGUUGUUGGUGUUCCCGCUGUAUACGGCGAUGCUUCAGGCGGGCCAGGUGCUCUGGCUGCUUAUGGUCUAGGUGCACGGCUGUCCAUGGCUAUGGUAACAACUGGUAGAAUGCCUUCUUCCGAUCACACUGCCGUCCCUGAACCUUGGUCGUCUCGCCCUUCCGCUUCAGGACCUCUGCCUGGCGCGAUGCGUGCAUCUGCUGCACCCAGACCGGCUCCAAAUCGUUCGUAUAGCCAGGGACUUUCGCGGUGUCCCGUUAAUAGGUCACACACCGCCAUCCACGGAAUCCCGGAGCUCUCCACGUCUCCUUCCUUCGAGGAGGCCUCGCUACUUAUAGGUGAGGCCAUGACUUUCGAUCGCACGCACUGGCACCCGCACGCUCUCGGCUCCUCCGCUUCCGUUCCCGAACUCUCCACGUGGCAUCCCGAGAAUCACGGGGUCGGCGCUAAUGCCGCCUCGAACAGCCGGUUGUUAGAAACGGUCCGCGAGCAUGAGAGCUAUGUGCAUAGACCCUCGUUCGGCGCAGCUGGUGUUGAAUCGGGUGAUGUGAAGCCUGCUGACGCCAAGGCCGGUAACGCCGAGGCGCAGAGGCCUUGGUUUCCUGGAGCAGCUGGAGAGACGAUUCCCGUGGGAGGCGGAGAAGGGCCGUUUUUUGGAACUUCUGCUGCGAGUGGAGGGCUGUUUUCGGCGCAAGGCGGAGAGCUUUUUUCGGGGCUUCCAGUGCAGGAGCAGCCGCGCUGGGCGCUUCCGGAUUCGGAGAUGGGAUGGGGGGACGCGGGGGGCGCUGGGGCGGAGGAAGCGGGGAGGGCGGGAGGCGGAAGAGGGGAAGGCGGGGCGGGGGUGCGGGACGACGGGGCGGACGUGGAAUUCGCUGAUUGGCUGAUGGUUCCUGGGGAAGGGGACGAGGCGAUUCCGGGUGACGUGCUAGGAGGAGGUGGUCAGUGCGGGCCUAAUAGUAAUACCCGUGUGGCAGACGGUCAUGGAAAGGGGCAGUUAGUAGAUGGUGUUGAUGCUCGUCAUGCUAGUGCUGUUCCUGCUGGUGAUGCUUCUAUCGGGGAUGUUUCUAUUGGGGAUGCUUCUGGUGGUGAGGCUUCUGGUGGUGCUGUUUCUGGCGUUGCGGAGUGCACAGCAGAGGGAGCGCGAGACCCGAGUGCGCAGGACGGGGAAGCUUGUAUGGGGGAUGGAGGGUCAACUCAGGAAGGGGAGGGAGCCUUAAGGCAAGCAGGGGGUACGGAGUGGAGAGUAGAGCGAGAGGGAGACGUUCUGUCGGCUUGCCCUAGCCUGCCUGACGACCUCGCCUGGUGCUCCUGGCCGGGCUGUGAAGACGUGGCUACUGCUCGUCGCGCUGUGCAAGGUGUUGUUGGUGCUGGUGGUUUGGUAUCUGACGUGGACAGAGGUCAAGCGCCGUUGUGCCGCGGGCACCAGGCACUGACGUCAGACAAGCGCGUGAGGGGCGGGUGCCUCAUGAGCGUGCUACAGUCAGGCGCAGCUGCGGAGGAGCUGGCUCAAGCAGGCCACGAGGAUGCGGAUGUAGCGGGGAUGGGGCACCAGGCACUCACAUCAGAGAAUCGUGUGAGGGGCGGGUGCCUCAUGAGCGUGCUACAGCCAGGCACAGCUGUGGAGGAGCUGGCUCAAGCAGGCCACGAGGAGGGGAACUUUGCUAAUGGUAAUGGUGAUCGUGAUGACGACGAUCGUGACGAUGAUGGUGAUGAUGGUGAUGAUGGUGAUGAUGAUGUGGCCGAUGGUGGUGCUGACGUGGCAGCCUUAGAGCUCAAUACGGACACAGAUGUUGAUUUCAGUGCCUUUGCUGCGCCGUUUGCAUCUGGCCCGUUCGCUGCUAGUCCGUUUCUCAGCGGGUUUAACGGAUUCGGCCACCCUGGGGGGCACAUGCUACUUGAGGAGCCUGCGUUUGACCUUGACUUUGCAGCCUUCUGGGGGUUUGGGACAGCGCCUGAAGACGCCGCUGGGGUGACUGCAGUGGCCCAAGGCCUCAACCCAGCAGAAAAAGCCUCUGGCUGGCCAGGUCAAGAGUAA